AUGCAAGAUGGGGAACGGACAGCGGUAGGCCUCAAAAACUCACCCCGCCUGCCUCCAUCCUCCUCUUUUCCCGCCCGACGUUCCCUCCAGGCUUUAAGGAAACGUCAGGUGGAAAGUUUCAACCAGCAGGAGGAAGUUGCGAGGCAGCUUCGCAUCCAGGCAGAGCGGGACGAGGUGGCGAGGAUCGGGUGGAAGCGGGCGGCGAAGAAGCUUCUGGGAAGGCUCCGCGGCAGCCAGUGGGACCCUCUGCCCGGUGCUGACGUGGACUUUGCGGAUUUCUGGGCGCUGCUGCAGAUGGGGAGGGUCAAAUUUGUGAAUUACGGCGAUAACGGCCGGUUUGUGGAAGGUGGGUUAGGUGGAAGGUUAAAUUUUGGAUUGGAUGGACGGAUUGAAGAUAGCGGAUUUCUGGGCGCUGCUGCAGAUGGGGAGGGUGAAGAUUCUCCCCCACCCACCCUGCCAAGGACCUUGGGGCUGGAGGUGAAGCGGGGAGAUGUGGGGGGAAAGAAGGGAGGCGCGGCAAUGAGCGUCUGGCAAGCCAGUCGAAUCGAAUCAAUUCCCUGUCUCCCUGUAUUUCCCCCUUUGUCUCCCCACCCGCCAGUGAUUCUCCCCCACCCACCCUGCCAAGGACCUUGGGCUGGAGGUGAAGCGGGGAGAUGGUGUGAGGAAGAGGGGGUUCUCCCCCACCCUGCCAAAGACUUGGGGCUGGAGGUGAAGCGGGGAGAUGGGGCGAGGAGGAAGAGGUGUGAUUCUCCCGCAUCCUGCCAAGGACCUGGGGCUGGAGGUCUUAAGGGGGUUGUGGGUCGGAAGGGAUGGUGGGGAGGAGCUGACGGGGAGGAGGCGGGGGAAGAGGCUGGGGCAGUGGGGCACAUGGGCCUUCCAGACCAGGUCGUGUGGUUGAAGCACAGGGUGGUGUGGUUGAAGCACAGGGUGCGCCACAUGCCAGCAGACGUGCACUCCGAGCUCUGGUCCCUCCUGCGCACCCAACUCGCCCACGUCACCCUCACCAACCGCCCCUCCGCCUUCCCCCCCGCGCCCUUCACCACCCCUUCAACCCUCUCCUCUUCCACCACCGCCGCCCCCACCGCCCUCCCCUCCCCCUCCUCCUCCUCCUCCCUCUUCCCGUCCCUCCUCCCUGCCUCCUCCGCCGGUCUCCUAGGCAGCACAGUAGGGACAAUGCAGCUGGCGGCAACUUGGGGGUUGAGACUGGCGUUGGCGUGUGGGCUGUAUGUGGGGCUAGAGAGGGUGCUGUUUCCGCUGUACCAGCCGACUAAGCUGGAGGAGCGGCCGAGAAGCAGCCACAGGAAGCUCACUGCCGUGCUGAACCCUGACCUGGGGACCAUGGGGCAGAGCAGGGCACGGUAUAUCUCAGCAGAGGAGAAGACGGGAAUCACGUUUGACGAUUUCGCCGGGCAGGAUUACGUGAAGAGAGAGCUGCAGGAGGUGGUGCGGAUCCUUCGGGCAGCCAAAGAAUUCGAGGACCUGGGCGUGUACUGCCCGAAGGGCGUGCUUCUUUUUGGCCCGCCCGGAACCGGAAAAACGCUGCUGGCGAAGGCUAUUGCUGGAGAGGCUGGGGUGCCGUUUUUCUCUGUCUCUGGGGCUGAGUUUGUAGAGAUGUUUGCAGGAGUGGCAGCCUCAAGAGUCAAGGAUCUCUUCUUCAGAGCGCGCCAAUUUGCGCCGGCCAUCAUCUUCAUUGAUGAGAUCGAUGCCAUCGGGUCCAAGCGAGGCACGGCCAGCGACCAGGGCGGGGGCAAUAUUGAGCGGGAGCAGGGGCUGAUUCAGAUCCUCACAGAGCUGGAUGGAUUUCAGGAGAACCAGGCCAAGGUGCUGGUGAUCGGCGCCACCAACCGCCUGGACAUGCUGGACCCUGCUCUGCUGCGCAAGGGGCGGUUUGACAAGGUGGUGCGCGUGGGUCUGCCCACAGAGGAGGGGCGGUUCUCAGUGCUCAAGGUGCAUGCGCGCAGCAAGGCGUUCAAGUCGGAAGAGGAGAAGCUGAAGCUCCUGAGGGAGAUAGCUGCUGCUACACCCGACUACAGUGGAGCCGAGCUCAUGAAUAUUCUCAAUGAGGCAGCCAUUUUAGCGAUUCGGAAGGACAAGGACGAGAUUGAGAGGGAGGAGCUGCUUCAGGCCAUUGACCGGCAAGCCGGCGAGUUCAAGACAGGAGAGGAGGAUGUGUUGGAUAGCCGGGAGGUGCGCAUGAGAGCAGCUUAUCGAGAGGCCUCCAUCGCUGUUCUCGAGUGCGCCCUGCCGGACAGUUCAGGGCCGAUCAAGCGGACCUCGCUUGACAAUGUGGAUCCUCUCCCCAACAUGGAGCAUGAGAGGGUGCGCCACCGCUGCUUUGCCGUCAAGCAGGACAUGCUCGAUGCAAUCGUGCGCGCCUUUGCACCUGCUAUAAUGGAGCGCAUGGUGUUUGGGGCAGCAAACGUGAGCUGGCAGGCAGGCGUAGCGUACAGAGAGGCAGUGCAACUGGCAGACUACGUGAUUCUGAGGAGCGGCAUGAGCGCUCUGGGGAAGGUGGUUUACGAGACACAGAAGGACCUCAUGCCGCACCUCAUUCCCAAGGUCAUCGCUCUAAGGGAAGAGUACAUGCGCUACUCCAAGGCGAAAUGCGAGGCUGUUCUUAAAGAGUACAGAUCGGCUGUAGACACAAUCGCAGAGCGUCUGUUGGAGGAGGGCGAGGUGACAGGAGACACCAUUCACAGCAUCUAUGAUGCUGCUCCCAAGUUCCCCCAGCAUGUCUAUGGUGGGGCAUUCACGGCGCCUCCCUCCCCGGGCGAGUCACCUUCCUCCCGGGCCACUCCGGCUACGCCACCUUUGGAGCCCCUCUUUCCACCCUUCCUAAUUCUUCCUUCUCCCACCCGCCCUUUUCAAUUUCCCCAUUCUCCCUGCUUUCGGGACCUUUCCCCCCCACCUCUCCCCCACACAAACACUAACCAGCCCCCAGUGCGACCAAUAGACGAGUACGCAGUGCUGGUGCACACUGGCAGGUGGGGCAUUCACGGCGCCUCCCUGCCCGGGCGAGCCACCUUCCACCCGGGCAACUCGGGCUACGCCAACUUUGGAGCGCCCCUCUUUCCACCCAUUCUUCCAUCUUGUUCCCCUUGCCCUCUCCAUUCACUCUUGCGACCAAUAGACGAGUACGCAGUGCUAGUGCACACCGGCAGGUGGGGCAUUCACGGCGCAUCCCUCCCCGGCCGAGCCACCUUCCACCCGGGCAACUCCGGCUACGCCACCUUUGGAGCGCCCAGGCCGCAGCAGGUGCAGGCGGAAGGGAGGGUGGUGGAGGGCAUGUGGAGGGAGCGCAUUGCAGAGCUGCGGCAGAUGGAUGAGGAGGACGAGGAGGAGCGCGAGCAGCAGCUGCUGCUGCCUGAUUUGAUGGAUGAGGAGGAUGAGGAGCAGCGCGAGCAGCAGCUGCUGCUGCCUGAUCUGGUGCUCUAG
Messenger RNA from Closterium sp. Naga37s-1, 3435 nucleotides. The record is from the annotation of a GenBank genome assembly. Lineage: Eukaryota; Viridiplantae; Streptophyta; Zygnematophyceae; Desmidiales; Closteriaceae.